Cervus elaphus (red deer) is the source of this 4311-nucleotide messenger RNA. It is a transcript of the gene RBM25, whose product is annotated as RNA binding motif protein 25. The record is from RefSeq and is a predicted model, not a curated record. Gene Ontology annotation, molecular function: mRNA binding. The coding region runs from base 207 to 2738 and encodes 843 amino acids. NCBI's taxonomy places the organism in Eukaryota, Metazoa, Chordata, Mammalia, Artiodactyla, Cervidae. Gene Ontology annotation, cellular component: spliceosomal complex. The transcript has 19 exons. Gene Ontology annotation, biological process: mRNA processing; regulation of alternative mRNA splicing, via spliceosome.
AUGCACGCCGGGCACUAGGAAGACCUCCAGAAGCUCCCCGCGCAGCGCGGCGGUGUUUUGCGGCCUGUGCGAGUCGGCGCUUUGGGACCAUUCUCCCGGAUAGCGGCGCGCAGAAACCUCGAACCGGUGGAGCCCACUCGUAACCUGGAUCCCGGAAGACUGCGAAGACAGUGCCGUUUCCUGAGCGGCGGACUGCUGCAGUAAGAAUGUCUUUUCCCCCUCAUUUGAAUCGCCCUCCAAUGGGAAUCCCAGCACUCCCACCAGGGAUCCCACCCCCACAGUUUCCUGGCUUUCCACCACCCGUGCCUCCAGGGACCCCAAUGAUUCCUGUACCGAUGAGCAUUAUGGCUCCUGCUCCAACUGUCUUAGUACCCACCGUGUCCAUGGUUGGAAAGCAUUUGGGAGCAAGAAAGGAUCAUCCAGGCUUGAAGGCUAAAGAGAAUGAUGAAAACUGUGGUCCCACCACUACAGUUUUUGUUGGCAACAUUUCUGAGAAAGCCUCAGACAUGCUUAUAAGACAGCUCCUUGCUAAAUGUGGCCUAGUUUUGAGCUGGAAGAGAGUACAAGGUGCAUCUGGAAAACUUCAAGCCUUUGGAUUCUGUGAGUAUAAGGAACCAGAGUCUACGCUCCGUGCACUCAGGUUAUUGCAUGACCUGCAGAUUGGAGAGAAGAAGCUACUUGUUAAAGUUGAUGCAAAGACAAAGGCACAGCUAGAUGAAUGGAAAGCAAAGAAGAAAGCUUCUAAUGGGAAUGCCAGGCCAGAAACUGUCACUAAUGAUGACGAAGAAGCCUUAGAUGAAGAAACAAAGAGAAGAGAUCAGAUGAUCAAAGGGGCCAUUGAAGUUUUAAUACGGGAAUACUCCAGUGAGCUCAAUGCCCCCUCACAAGAAUCUGACUCUCACCCCAGGAAGAAGAAGAAGGAAAAGAAGGAGGACAUCUUUCGCAGAUUUCCCGUGGCCCCACUGAUCCCUUAUCCACUCAUCACUAAGGAGGAUAUAAAUGCUAUAGAAAUGGAAGAAGACAAGAGAGACCUGAUAUCUCGAGAGAUCAGCAAAUUCAGAGACACACACAAGAAACUGGAAGAAGAGAAAGGCAAAAAGGAAAAAGAAAGACAGGAAAUUGAGAAAGAACGGAGAGAAAGAGAGAGGGAGCGUGAAAGGGAACGAGAAAGGCGAGAACGGGAACGAGAAAGGGAAAGAGAACGUGAACGAGAAAAGGAGAAGGAACGGGAGCGGGAACGAGAACGGGAUAGGGAUCGUGACCGGACGAAAGAGAGAGAUCGAGACCGCGAUCGAGAGCGAGAUCGGGACCGCGAUCGAGAAAGGAGCUCAGAUCGGAAUAAGGAUCGAAGUCGAUCAAGAGAAAAGAGCAGAGAUCGCGAAAGGGAACGGGAGAGGGAAAGAGAAAGAGAGAGAGAACGGGAACGAGAGCGGGAGCGUGAGCGAGAGAGAGAGAGAGAAAGGGAACGGGAGCGUGAGCGAGAGAAAGACAAGAAGCGAGAUCGAGAAGAAGACGAAGAAGAUGCAUAUGAACGAAGAAAACUUGAAAGAAAGCUCCGAGAGAAGGAGGCUGCCUAUCAAGAGCGCCUUAAGAAUUGGGAAAUCAGAGAACGAAAGAAAACCCGGGAGUAUGAAAAAGAGGCUGAAAGAGAAGAAGAAAGAAGAAGAGAAAUGGCAAAAGAAGCUAAACGACUAAAAGAAUUCUUAGAAGACUAUGAUGACGAUAGAGAUGAUCCCAAAUAUUACAGAGGAAGUGCUCUUCAGAAAAGAUUGCGUGAUAGGGAAAAGGAAAUGGAAGCAGAUGAACGGGAUAGGAAGAGAGAGAAGGAAGAGCUGGAGGAAAUCAGGCAGCGCCUUCUGGCAGAAGGGCACCCGGAUCCAGAUGCGGAGCUCCAGCGGAUGGAACAAGAGGCUGAGAGGCGCAGACAACCACAGAUAAAGCAAGAACCAGAAUCUGAGGAAGAGGAAGAAGAAAAGCAAGAAAAAGAAGAAAAACGUGAGGAACCCAUGGAAGAAGAAGAGGAGCCAGAGCAAAAACCUUGUCUCAAACCAACUCUGAGGCCCAUCAGCUCUGCCCCAUCUGUCUCCUCUGCCAGUGGCAAUGCAACUCCCAACACUCCUGGGGAUGAGUCUCCCUGUGGUAUUAUUAUUCCUCACGAAAAUUCGCCAGAUCAACAACAACCUGAAGAGCAUAGGCCAAAAAUAGGACUAAGUCUUAAACUGGGUGCUUCCAAUAGUCCUGGUCAACCUAAUUCUGUGAAAAGAAAGAAGCUCCCGGUAGAUAGUGUCUUUAACAAAUUUGAGGAUGAAGACAGUGAUGAUGUACCCCGGAAGAGGAAACUGGUUCCCUUGGAUUAUGGUGAAGAUGAUAAGAAUGCUGCCAAAGGCACUGUAAACACGGAAGAAAAGCGCAAGCACAUUAAAAGUCUCAUUGAGAAAAUCCCCACAGCCAAGCCGGAGCUGUUUGCCUAUCCCCUGGAUUGGUCUAUUGUGGAUUCUAUAUUGAUGGAACGACGAAUUAGACCAUGGAUUAAUAAAAAAAUCAUAGAAUACAUAGGUGAAGAAGAAGCUACGUUAGUUGAUUUUGUUUGUUCUAAGGUUAUGGCUCAUAGUUCACCUCAGAGCAUUUUAGAUGAUGUUGCCAUGGUACUUGAUGAAGAAGCAGAAGUUUUUAUAGUCAAGAUGUGGAGAUUAUUGAUAUAUGAAACAGAAGCCAAGAAAAUUGGUCUUGUGAAGUAAAACUCUUUGACAUUAAGAGUUCCAUUUCAGAUUUCUUCUUUCCCAUCCUUCAAAGGACUUUAAUUUGUUUUUUGUCUUCAAAGACAUUUGUGAGAUCUGUAAUUUUUUUUUUUUUUUAAUGUAGAAAAUGUGAAUUUUUUUGUCCUCUAAUUUGUUGAUGCCGUGUGUACUCCCUUGGUUGUAAAGACAUCUGAAUCCUACCAUGGUUCUCUUUAUACUCACCAGGUACAAAUUACUGGUAUGUUUUAUAAGCCGCAGCUACUGUACACAGCCUAUCUGAUAUAAUCUUGUUCUGCUGAUUUGUUCCUUGUAAAUAUUAAAAUGACUCCCCAAUUCUUAUGCAGAAUUGCACUUAAUAUUGAACUGUACUGUACAGGCACCAACAUGAAUGAUUUUAAAUUGAAAAAAUAACCAGUCAUACCUAUUACCCUUACCUCCUUGAUCAAAAAUGGCAGGCCCUCAUGAUGGCAUGAAAUUUAGAGUGUGAAAAUUAGCAGACAAUCCAUUCCUACUGUAUCUCUGUAUGAAUGUGUUUGUGUGAGUGUAUGUAUAAAAGUCUUACUUUUUCCUAGUUUGCUUUGGAAAUUUCCCUUAAACAUUUCCUAAUUCAAGAAUAGAAUUGUAAAGGAAACAUGGUAUUGUGCCAAUCCAGAUGUCUGGGAUAAUUAGGUUAUUAGUCUCCCAGAGCAUGGUAUUCUCUUAUGGCAAGCAACAGUCUAUUGAAUGAAAUGGGUUUUUCUGUUGAUAGCUGGCUGUGUCAGCCUCUCCUUAAGGGAGUGUGAAUCAUAGUGGUUUUCCCCCCUGAUUUCAUUGUUCAGAAAUGAGGCAGAUCCUUAGAAUCUGGAGAGCUUUAUUUUAUGCAUUUUUUUGCACUUCAUUGAUCCUUAGUUUAAUUUUGAUGUACCCCUUUGUUUUAAAAAAGAAAGCUUCAUUCAGAAAGCAUAAAUGAAAAAAAAUCUUUAAAAAAAUUAUCAAAAGAUAAAAUCAGGCAAUUUUACAGGCUAGAAAACAUUUAACAAAAUACUAUAGCAGUUUAGCAUGGCAGUUUACAAAGUUUCCAUCUAAUUUCUAAGGAUAAAGGAAGUCGUUUAAAGCAGUUACCACUCAUUUGUGUUUGUCAGGGGUUUAUAUCUUGUGUGUGUAUAUGCAGGCACACACCUUGUUUACUUCUGCUUAUCAACGUUCAAAACUGUACUAAUUGUGUUCUUAGAGAUAUACAUGAGGCUUUCUUUAUUAUGGAUCAGGACUUCACCAGGGAGCAAAAUUACCCCAAAAUGUACCAAGUUUUAAACAGUUCUUAACAGAAAUUAGGUGCAGCUAUUCCCAUGUCUGAGUAUUUAUUUUUAAAAAAGAUUGAGGGGGUGUGUUAAACCAUAAAAAGCAUAACUGAACUUGAAUUACAGGAUUUUUUUUACAUCUUAAGAGGACAUUUGAAAACACUGUUCUUAACACUGAGCCAUGAUGUGCAUGGCUCCAUUAUGUAAAUAUAUCAGAUAUUAAAAAUGUAUAUAUUUGAUCUUGGGGACUCAUUCUUUCAGAGUCUUGUUAAAUAAAUGGCAUCAUGUUGUAAUUA